Messenger RNA from Leptonychotes weddellii (Weddell seal), 2112 nucleotides. RefSeq names its product proline rich 11 (gene PRR11). Gene Ontology annotation, cellular component: nucleus; cytoplasm. The record is from RefSeq and is a predicted model, not a curated record. Lineage: Eukaryota; Metazoa; Chordata; Mammalia; Carnivora; Phocidae.
CUCUAUGAUAAGGUUUUAAUUUUAAAUCUUUCUUUAUGGCGAAGGAGAGGCCUCUACCCGGACUCCAUCUAUACCGGGGCUCUUAGACUUAAAUCAUGCCCAAGUUCAAGCAACGAAGAAGAAAGCUAAAAGCCAAAGCAAAAAGAUUAUUCAAAAAAAGAGAAGCCUCUCACUUUCAGCCCAAGCUAAUUACACCUCCUCCUCCGCCACCCUCACCAGAAAGAGUGGUUAUUUCUUCAGGAGAUACAUCCCUUAGCAGAAGCCGGCUAAGACCAUCCUGGAACUUCAGAUUUCCCAGUAUCAAAGAUACUGUAAAACUUUGGACAAAUAGAGUGUGGUCUAUAUACAGUUGGUGCCAGAACUGCAUGGCCCAGAGUUUAGAAGUAUUGAAAGACACCGUCUUUCCAUCCCGUUUCUGCCAUCGAGAACUUCACAGUCUAAAACAACGGUUUUGCAUUUUGGAAAGUGAAUUAUGCAAGCUCCAGGAAACACUGAAGACUGUCUUGGAAAAAUCUUCCUGCCCAAGCUGUGGCCAAACAUUUACAGAUGUGCCUGCCUGUGUGCUAACCACCCCUGGAGAAUCGCGGGCUGUACUUCCUCCCACUCUGCCACAGCCAGCCAGCCACCUUCCAGCUGCGCCUCCUCCACCACCGCCCCCACCUCCUCCUCUGCCUCCGCCACCACCGCCUACAGCACCUGUGCCGCUCAGAAGAUCUGAUCGCACUAAAGCACUUCAGGCUGGACCAUUAAAAAAAGAGGGACCCAUGCAGAUAACAGUUGAAGAUCUACUGACUGUGAAAUUAAAGAAGACACAGUGUUUUGAUGAAAGGAAGGAGCUUGUACCGUCACCAAAGGCACAGAAUCCACUAGUUACUGUCUCUGACCUGCAGCAUGUCACCCUGAAGCCCAACUCCAAAGUGCUAUCAACUCGAGUUACAAAUGUCUUGAUUACCCCUGGUAAAGGCCAAAUAGAUCUGCGGAAACUACUUAGAAAAGUUGAUGUAGAGAGGAGCCCAGGUGGAACCCCAUUUACCAAUAAAGAAAAUAUGGAAACAGGAACUGGGCUGACUCCAGUAAUGACCCGGGCCUUGAGGAGAAAGUUUCAGAUGGCUCACCCUAGAAGCCCAACUCAAACUCUACCACUUUCUACAAGCAGCUUUGAUGAACAAAACUGAUGCCAACUCUGCCUGACACCACAUGAUGAUCCAUAAAAUACACAGAUAAAAUCACCCCGACCCUUUUUUUUUAAUGUAGUAGGGUGUGUAUAAAUAAUUACACUAAUAUAUAAUUCCAUUUGAAGAAUUAAAGUAUGUACGGAGCCCCCAUACAUACUGUGGUAUAAAGUGGGUAUUUGGGUAUUUUUUUAGUUUGCAUGAUCAAUAAGAGAACAGAUGGGAAAAUGCAUUCCCCAAAGUGAUGUUUAUUCUGGAAUUACCCAAUUUAGGUUGGAGAGGUUGUUCAAAUUUAACUAGAUAACAAAUUUAUACUCAGUAGGUGCAGUUUUGACAUUAAUAACCUGAUUCCUUAAAAAAUAAAAUGAAAUAACCCGAUUCCCAUUCUCCUUGAGUAUUCUCAGGUAAUUAAAAAGAAAAGUAUUUCAGCCUGUAAAAGCUAAUGCAUUCACUAAGUGCUACAGACUUGAUCAGUAAAAAAGAUCCUCUAGAUUUGAUUUCUGUUUACUGUAAACAGUUAAGAGGUAAGACCGUCCUCCAUCCCAACCCAAUUAUUUUCCAAAUGGAUUUGAAGUAAAAUGUCCAAUAUAACUUAAAAAUUAGAAUGUACCAUUUCUAGUGGUUAGAAAUGAUAUUUAGGUAGUCAUAUCUGGUUCGCUGAAGUCUGAGAUAUUCCUUUCUUUGAUAUUUUCUGUCCAUAUUCAUGCAGCUUAUUUUAAGUUUUAUGAGGAUCUCAACAUGAACCUUGUAUUUUCCACAGUGGCCUGCCAAGGAUUAUCUGAAGUCCAUAGCAGAUUCUCUAUGAGACCUAAUUCCUGUCCUCAAUAGCCAAUAGCUUCAGUAACAGUAAUAAUGCACACCUCACUGGAUUUUUGUUCUUUCCUGCCCGUCCAGGGUUGCCAGAUUUAGCAAUUAUAAAUAUAUGACAGCUAAAUUUGAA